CAACAGCUAAGUUGCAGUAAUAGACCUAUAGUUCUGCGUUUUUGGUCCGCCAUCUUUGAAACUUUCAGGCAAGUAUUGAAAGAAAAAUGUGGACUGCUGAAAGCCGUCAGCAGCACCUCCAGCACCUCGACACAAUAGCUCUGAACAUGGCCGUCUAACGCACCGUACAUUGUUUCGUUUCGUUCUCGUCGUCCUACCUGACUUAUAAAUACCACCCACCCGCCAGGGAAGUAGUCUCUCGUCCUAUCCAAACCACCAUCCACCCAGCGAGGCAUUUAUUCCGCGCGACCCUCCUCUACCUCCAAGGAAAGAUCGCCAUGCCUCACACAAGUCGCAGCAACAAGAAGAAGAAUGCCCCGAUUCAGAAGAGAAAAGAAGUCCUGGACGAAGACGGCUGGACGAGGAUCACUUCUUCGCCGUCGCCGUCGUCGCCGCACCCGCACACCGCACCUCGUCGAACAAUAACAACUGCUUCACCGCAAUCAGAAUUGACUACAUCUGCAGCUGCAGCCGACGGACCACGAAUCGUCUUCACUUGGGGCAUUCAUGACGACGAAGACGAAACCCGGCUCGUGACUAAGAAGAUAUAUGGCUCUCCUUCGCGACCGAUGAGUCCGGCCAAAGGAACGACACCAGAAAAGAUGGAGGCGCAGUACAAGAAGAUCGCGGCCAGGUUCGUCGAGACAGACUACCACGCGGCUCUGAGGGAUGUUUUGGCGAGAAUAAUAGUGGCGAAAACAGCGAAACCCUCUUCGAGCGUGGCGGCAGGACUGGCCGAGAAUAGGAUUGAAACGUGUGUCCUUUUCGGCUCGGGCAGUCUCUGCGGCGAUGGGAUCCAUUGGAUCGACCGACACGAGACGGCGUAUUACCAGGUCGCCGCUUUCAAGAUGGCCGUGGACAUCAUCACUGAGUCUCAAGGGGGUCAUCGUCCACAGUGCUACGCUCAAGAGCCGGACUACAACUGGGCUGACACGGCCAUGUUGGAAACGCUGGGCAUCAAGGUCGUCACGCAUCCCGAAGGGUUUGAAGCGCUGCACCCGGAAAUGGCAAAGGCAAAUGGAAAAGGAAACGCAAACAAAAGCUCAACAUUCGCCUAUUCUCCCGCCGCCGAGCUCGAGGUCGAGUAUCAGAUCAUGUAUUACGAUCCGCACAUAUGGCUGCACCGAUCCCUGGACCAUCUCCUCCGAGAAAGCAGACUACUCUCGGUGGGGAGUGGAAACUUUACAAAGGACGAGGCCGAGAUCAACAUGUGCAUGACGGAGAAGUUCAAACAGCAUCGCAACUACACGAAAUUGCCAGACGUAGAUCUGAAAAACUUCCCUUUCCACGGGUCUGUGCUUUGGUGGCGCAAGGAGGUCGAUGUCGAGCAAGAGGAAUCUGAACCCGAACCCGAACCUGAAUCUGAACCUGAGCCUUGAUGGGAUGGACUGGGACCCCUUUUUAUCUUUCCCAAAAAGGACAAAAAAAGAUGAUGGCAGUCUUAUCUUGUCUUGUCUUGACUGGACUAUUUUACAUCCUCACUUCUGACGACCGUUCCAAAAGCAUCACCCAGCUCUUUGAGCACGGCACUAGUCACCUCGUCGCCCGAGAAGCCGGGAAUGUCACGAUCGCCAAUCGCAUCACCGGCCAGGACGAUGUUAUACCCUAAAUCGGCACCCGCGCGGGCGGUGGUGCUGACGCAGACGUGCGCCAUGUAUCCCGUCAACACGGCCUUUUUGCCCCGCUCGCCCAGACUGGACAGGUAUUCGUGCAGGUCGGUGCCGGCGAAGGAAGAGACCAGUUCUUUCUGGAUCACCUUUUCGCCAGCGCGAGGGGUGAGUUCGGUGAAUUCCUCGGCCAGUGCGGUCGAGGGGGUAAACACGGGUGCUCCUGUUGAGUUGUGGUUAGAGGUGUGAGGUAGAAAGCCUGUGCGUGUGUUUAGGGAUGCCCCGAGGCAGGGAGACUGUGAAUGUGCUGGGGUGGGAUGUUGUCGUUAUGUUAUUGUAGCAUGUUCUUGACGGUCUGGUUAUGAGGGAUGUCGUUCCGUUUCAUCUGUCUGUAACCCGUGGCGGCGAGUGCUGGAAGGAAACAGAGCGGAGCGGACGGAAGAGAAGAAGAAGACGACAAGGGCGACAAAAGGGAGGGAGGGAAGGCAUCCAAAUGAGGUGAGAUGAGGUGAAGUAAGCCAGGAGGUAAGACGGGACGCAAGACUAGACAUACCUUCAGGAGUCUUAUGCACGACAUGUACAAUGUUCUUCCCGUCGCCAGCGCUGCGGUACUUUUCCAGCAACGACGCGAUGGCCUUGCGGGUGGAUUCGACGUUGACGGUCUUGAGGUGGCCCUCGGCGUAUCUAUUUCAUUGUCAUGACCAGUCAGAUGGAGAGGUUCGUGGAGGUGGUGGUGCCGUGACCACGGCGGGCUGGGCAGGCCAAGGUGGAAGUAGAGGUGGACGUGGAGGAGAAGAACAAGAACAAGGAGACGAUAGGGGCCUAUAUCUACUCACUCAUUCUGGGCGUCGAUGAUGAUCAAUGUGCUAUCCGUGGGCGAGGCCGUGAGCGUUGGUGCGCCCAGCAUUUCGCGGAAGGACUUGACUUGAGUUGCCGAUGACAUGUUGAUGUUGAUAUUUGAACUGGGAGUUCUUCAAAAGCCUGGAUAUUGGUGGUUGGAGGAAUAAUAAAUAUGAACGGUAGAAUGUGGAAGUACUCUCUCUGCUACUAACACAGUAAAGGUCCCGAGAUGCGAGGUGAAAAAUACUAUGUCGGGAUACUUUGUGGGGCGUUGUUCUAGGUACUCGUACAACAACGAGGAGU
Exophiala xenobiotica is the source of this 2789-nucleotide messenger RNA. RefSeq lists its product as uncharacterized. The coding region runs from base 318 to 1418 and encodes 366 amino acids. NCBI's taxonomy places the organism in Eukaryota, Fungi, Ascomycota, Eurotiomycetes, Chaetothyriales, Herpotrichiellaceae. The record is from RefSeq and is a predicted model, not a curated record. The transcript has a single exon.